Messenger RNA from Brassica rapa (field mustard), 2631 nucleotides. RefSeq names its product UDP-glycosyltransferase 90A1. NCBI's taxonomy places the organism in Eukaryota, Viridiplantae, Streptophyta, Magnoliopsida, Brassicales, Brassicaceae. The record is from RefSeq and is a predicted model, not a curated record. Gene Ontology annotation, molecular function: UDP-glucosyltransferase activity.
UAAUCUAUUAUAUAAUUGCUCUAACAAUAAAUCCAUAUAAAUAUAUGAUAAAUUAUUCAAAUGUGAUCAUUACCGCAUAUAAUUCUAUUAAUAGUAUAAAUUUUUAAUGGUUUAGUUAUGUUUAAUAGGUAUAUAAUUUGUAUUUUAAAAUUGUAAGUAUUCAUUUGGUUCUUACUUUGGUUUCUAUUUUUUUUAUGCUCGAUUAUUUGUGAAAUUCAGCUUAAUUUUGAGUCUUUUUUCCAGUUUGGUACGGUUCAGUGCACUCGGAUAAAUGUACUCAAACCUAUACAUGAUCUCUUAUAUAAGAAGAACUUAUUUAAUUUCAAAAAUAAAUCCGCUCUUUCUAAGCGCGGAUCAAAAUCUAGUUCAAAAUUAAAGUUAAAUGAAACACUCAAAUUUCAAAAUUUAUGUGUUACAUCGAAGAUCAACUUUACCUGUAGACCGAAUAAAGUGGGACUUGACUAAAGUUGUAAGCAAUUUUGUUUUUUUGGUCAACAAGUUGUAAGCAAAAUUUUUUUGCUAAAUGAGUUGUAAGCAAUUUGAAAAACGAAACAUACAUAUAUAGUUGUUCCCGAUGAAUUUACCCAGAUAACAUACGAACAAAAAGAUCAAACUUUGAAACUGAAAUCAGUUGGGAUCAAUACCUUGUAUUUUUUUUUUUAAGUAUUUAUAUUAUAUAUGGAAAAUUGCAAAGUUGCGUGGUGUCUCCUCUCACAUGUGACAUGUGUAUAUGCAUUUUUCUCAACAUCUAUAGAUGUAAACAUGAUACAUUUUUCAUUGAAUUAACUCUUCUUUACUUUAUUAAACAGCACCUUAAUCUACAAGUAUAAGUAAUGAAUAUCAAUACAAACAUGUAACUGCCUAUAAAUAGGCUUGCAAACGCAUAAGAAACAUAUACAAGAUAACAAAAUGGCAGUAUCAUCAAAUCAUGUGGUUCUCUUCCCUUACAUGUCAAAAGGCCACACAAUCCCUCUCCUCCAGUUCGGCCGUCUAUUACUCCGUCACAGCUGCAAGCAACCAACCACCGUCUCCAUAACCAUCUUCACCACCCCCAAGAACGAACCUUUUGUGUCCGAGUUCCUCUCCGACACACCGGAGAACAAAGUCAUAUCUCUCCCUUUCCCGGAAAAAAUAACCGGAAUCCCUCCCGGAGUCGAGAGCACCGACAAGCUCCCUUCCAUGUCACUCUACGUUCCCUUCACGCGCGCCACGAAGCUUCUCCAACCUUUCUUGGAAGAAUCACUAAAGAAUCUUCCAGAAGUUUCCUUCAUGGUCUCAGAUGGAUUCCUCUGGUGGACAUCGGAGUCCGCAGAUAAGUUCAAGAUUCCAAGAUUGGUCUUCUAUGGCAUGAACUCGUACGCUGUUGCUGUCCCUGUCUCUGCUUUCAAACACAAACUCUUUACCGAACCGGAAACUGAAUCUGAUACUGAACCGGUAACAGUACCAGACUUUCCAUGGAUCCGGAUAAAGAAGUGUGAUAUCAGCCAUGGUUUUCAGUCGGGUGAAGCGGCUGAGCUAAUCAUUGACCAAAGAAUGUCGACUACUACAAGCCAUGGGUUCUUAGUAAAUAGUUUCUACGAGCUUGAGUCAACAUUCGUCGAUUACAACAACAACUCUGGCAGACCAAAGUCGUGGUGUGUUGGACCACUAUGCCUGACAGAUCUUCCUAAACAAGGACGUGCUAAACCGGCUUGGGUUCACUGGCUGGACCGGAAGUUAGAGGAAGGAUGUCCGGUUUUGUACGUGGCGUUUGGAACGCAAGCAGAGAUAUCAAACAAGCAACUCAAUGAAUUAGCUUUUGGCUUGGAAGAUUCCAAGAUAAACUUUUUAUGGGUCACAAGAAAAGACGUGGAAGAGAUUAUUGGAGAGGGGUUCAAAGAUAGAAUAAGAGAUACUGGGAUGAUAGUGACAGAUUGGGUAGACCAGUGGGAGAUACUGUCACAUGAAAGUGUUGAAGGUUUCUUGAGUCAUUGUGGCUGGAACUCAGCACAAGAGAGUAUAUGCGUUGGGGUCCCAUUGUUGGCUUGGCCAAUGAUGGCCGAUCAACCACUCAACGCGAAGAUGGUAGCUGAGGAGGUAAAAGUUGGAGUAAGAGUUGAAACCCAAGACGGGAGUGUGCAAGGAUUCGUGACACGAAAGGAAUUAAGUCAAAAGAUUCGAGAACUAAUGGAAGGAGACGGAAAACUCGCAAGGGAAAAUGUAAAAGAAUAUUCAAAAAUGGCAAAAGAAGCUUUGGUCCAAGGGACUGGUUCCUCUUGGAAGAAUUUAGACUUGCUUCUGGAAACGUUAUGCAAGAGUAGAGAGCCAACCGUAUACUAAUAUCAAUAUGUAAUGUGUAGUAAGAUUGAAGAUUGGCUUUUCAAAAAAAAAAGAUUGAGGAUUGGACAACUUAACCGGAAUUAAACCGGCUAGUAUAUGUCUUUGGUCCAGAUUUAGAACCGUUCGUAUGAUACAAUCAGCGUCCAGUUUAUGUAUUGUUUUAGUUGGAUAGUCCGUAUAAACUAAACUGGUUGAACAACAAACCACAAAGCAUGAUCUUAACAAUAAUAAGUUUUUUCUUUAGGUUCAUUAAUUACACAACAAUCGUAAAGAAAACCUAAUCAGUAUGGUUUAAAACUUUAAAUAUUUUUU